Messenger RNA from Raphanus sativus (radish), 1992 nucleotides. RefSeq lists its product as uncharacterized. The coding region runs from base 1 to 1992 and encodes 663 amino acids. Gene Ontology annotation, molecular function: zinc ion binding. The transcript is spliced from 4 exons. The record is from RefSeq and is a predicted model, not a curated record. NCBI's taxonomy places the organism in Eukaryota, Viridiplantae, Streptophyta, Magnoliopsida, Brassicales, Brassicaceae.
AUGGAAGACGAAGAAGGGAUAGGAGAAGGUUUGAUUCCGUGGAGCAUUCCUGUCACUGCUUCUUCGCCAAAUGCAAACUCAAGUCUUGUUCCCAAGGAGUUAGAAAACGAUGACGAACACUGGGAAUAUGAAAUUGGGCAAAAACCAAGAAAACCCAACGAAGAAGAAGACGAAGAAGAAGAGCUGGAGGAUCGGUAUGAGCUUGAAAUUGAGCAAUCGGUGGCAGUUUUUGUGGAUGAAGAGUUCAUUGGGAGGAAUACGAUUCCUGAAAGCGAAAAUGAAGACGAAUAUGAGUUCUAUCCGAGAGACAGAAAACGAAAAAGGUCAGAGGAUAAACUUGAUGUGGGAACAUCUUUCUUUUCUGGUUUGGAGUUCAAAGAGGCGGUGUUACAGUAUGCUCUGAGAAAAGGUCAAAAUAUAGAGCAAAAUAGGUGGGAUAAAACGAAACUCAGCUUCAAGUGUGCGAUGAAAGGAAAGUGUAAGUGGAGGGUUUAUUGUGCUUAUGAUGAACCCACUCAGAAGUGGUUGGUGAAGACUAGGUACAAAUAUCAUAGCUGUACACCAAACGGAAAGUGCAAAAUGCUUAUAAGUCCAGUUAUAGCAAGGCUGUUCCUUGAUAAACUGAGGGAGGAUGGUAAUUUAAUGCCUGAGAAGAUUCAAGAGAUUAUUAAAGAGAAGUGGAAGCUAAUAGCUUCAAGGAAUCAGUGCCAACGAGGAAGGACUUUGGCGUUGAAAUGGCUUCACAAGGAGUAUGCAUACCAAUUUGCACAUCUUCGGGGUUAUGUGAGUGAGAUUGAAAAGACCAAUCCAGGUACGAGUGUAGUCCUUGAAACUAUCCCUAAUGCUGCUGGAGAAGAUAUGUUUGAUCGGUUCUAUGUUUGCUUCGAGAAGCUUAGGACGUUGUGGAGUGGAACUUGUAGACCUAUUAUAGGUCUUGAUGGAACAUUUCUAAAGGAAGAAGUGAAAGGCAUAUUACUUACUGCUAUAGGACAUGACGGAAAUAACCAGAUUUAUCCGUUUGCUUGGGCUCUGGUACAAGGUGAGACAAGUGAUACAUGGCUCUGGUUUAUCAAGCAACUCAAACGGGAUCUCAAGCUAGGAGAUGGAGAGAAAUUUGUUCUUCUAUCCGACAGCUCAAAGGGUCUCAUAAGUGCGAUUGAAUAUGAGUUACCAAAGGCUGAGCAUAGAAGGUUUGUUAAACACAUUGUUGAAAACCUGAAGAAUAAGCACAAGAAGAAAGAUCUUUUGAAGCUCAUGGUAUGGAAUCUAGCUUGGAGCUACAAUACUACUCAGUUCGAAGAGCAACUCAUGAAGAUGCAGGACUAUAGCAUGUCACUAUACGAUGAUGUUAUGAAACUGGAGCCGAAGAAAUGGUCCCUGCCGUACUUUCGACUUGGAAGCUGUUGUGAGGACGUCGAUAACAAUGCCACUGAGUCAUUCAACGCCACCAUUGUCGGAGCUAGAGCUAAAGCAGUUGUGCCUAUGUUGGAGACCAUCCGAAGGCAAGCCAUGGUCAGAAUUGCAAAGAGAAGAAAAAAGUCUCUUAGGCGCCAGCAGAGAUUUACAAAAUAUGUGGUGAAGAUGCUGGAGGAGGAGAAAGAAGAUGCUGACAAGUGUAUAACGACUCCUGGAACUCAUGGUGUGUUUGAUGUACGUCUUUCAGGACAGACGUAUGACGUCAACACUAAUAGGAUGACGUGCACGUGCGGGAAGUGGCAGAUAACUGGUAUACGAUGUGAGCAUGCGUAUGGGGCGAUGAUAGAUGUGGGCUUAAAUGUUGAUGACUAUGUCUCUGAGUUCUUCUCAACGAAUCUAUGGCAACAAACUUAUGGUGAGUCCAUCAGCACGGUUAGAGGUCCACGCUUCUGGAUGAAAAAGGAUAAGUACAAGUUGGUUGUAGAAGCACCUGAGCCUGCACUUCCUGGAAUAAGGAAGCAAUUCUUUGUCGGUAAAGGUGUCUCAAACAAGUCAAGACUGAGGAGGAAGAUGUAG